GCCAAUACCGCGUGACCUGUUCGACCAUGCCCGCGCGUUACAGCGCGCAUACAAUGUGCUCUACGCACGCGUCGCCACGGACAUCGCGUUUUUAGACCGGGUCAUGGGCGCAGAGGAAGGUGUUGGCCGCACAGAUACCUUUACAGGCGAGCUCUGGCGGCGCUGGCGGCGCGUGCGGGAUGAGGGAGUUGCUAGGCCGCUUCAACUCGGACUUUUCAGGUCCGACUACAUGGUUCAUCGUCCCGAUCCCCACGGCCCAGCGUCCCUGAAACAGGUCGAGUUUAACACGAUUUCGUCCUCGUUCGGAGCGCUGUCACAGCGAGUCGCGGCCCUGCACAGACAUCUGCACAAGACUACAGGAUACUACGGGAGCUCGUCGUUGUUGAAAGAAGAGAAUUUCCCCGCCAACGAGACAGCCACUGGUCUAGCCGAAGGAUUGGCAGCUGCCCAUGCGGCUUACGGUGUACAAGACUCUUGGAUUUUGUUUGUUGUCCAAGAAGGAGAGCGGAACGUAUUCGACCAGAGAUGGCUGGAGUAUGAGCUCCUCGAAAAGCAUGAGAUUCGUGUCAUCCGGCAAACCUUUGAUCAGCUUGCAAAGUCUGCCUCCGUUGACCCUAUCUCCCGCAUGCUCUUGAUAAAUGACUCGAGCCUGUCGCAAGUCAACAGCGUUGAAAUCGCGGUUGUAUACCUCCGCGAAGGCUAUACCGUGACAAAUUAUCCGACGCCAGGACACUACGACACUCGUUAUCUCCUCGAAAGCUCGCGUGCAAUCCAGUGUCCCUCGAUCCCUUUGCAGCUUGCCGGUGGCAAGAAAGUGCAAGAAGUGCUCACCAAGCCAGGCGUGCUGGAGUCCUUCCUGUCCGAUUUCCCUCAGUCUGAAAUCGCAUUACUUCGCGAGAGCUGGAUGGCGAUGUGGGCACUGGACGAAGGUGGCGACGAGGGUGUACAGAAAGCACGGGCGGAACACGCAAAUCUCGUACUCAAGCCGCAGCGUGAGGGCGGCGGGAAUAACGUCUAUAAAGGGGCGAUCCCGCCUUUCCUCGACGCGCUACCUGUGCAUGAACGCGAAGCAUGGAUCGCCAUGGAGCUUAUCCAGACACCGCAGGGCCUUGGCAACUACCUCGUCCGCGCAGGCGGUGGCACUGAGGGCGCCGUCCAGGCGGAGGUCAUCAGCGAGCUCGGGAUUUUCGGCUGGGCGCUGUUUGGUGGGACGGAUGGGCAAGUGCGGGAGAAAGAAGUCGGGUGGCUCCUUCGCACGAAGGGCAAGGAGAGCAAUGAAGGCGGUAUUGCUGCUGGUUUUUCGGUGCUGGAUUCGGUGGUCCUGGUAGACUGAGAUCUUAUGUGAUAUCUAGAGGACAAAUAUGUACAUGUAUAACAAC
Phanerochaete carnosa HHB-10118-sp is the source of this 1379-nucleotide messenger RNA. RefSeq lists its product as uncharacterized. Gene Ontology annotation, cellular component: cytosol. Gene Ontology annotation, biological process: glutathione biosynthetic process. Bases 104 to 1333 code for a protein of 409 amino acids. Gene Ontology annotation, molecular function: glutathione binding; ATP binding; glutathione synthase activity. The record is from RefSeq and is a predicted model, not a curated record. The transcript has 6 exons. Lineage: Eukaryota; Fungi; Basidiomycota; Agaricomycetes; Polyporales; Phanerochaetaceae.